GAAUGCAAGUAUAAAAUGUCAUUGGAAAUCGAGAUGCUUAUGCAGAAAGUACUUGGAGCCAAAAUGAGACUGUUGAUCCUGGCGGUGGGCGUGGUGUGCUCGGCGCUGGCUGAGGAGCAGAUAGCUCUGAAUUACCACGAGAACUACGGAAUCCCUGUAGCAACCAGCAUCAAGCGGUCGGAAGAGGCUGGAGAUUUCGACGGAGCCAGGAUUGUGGGAGGAUGGGCGGCAGCGCUAGGUGAUCAUCCCCAUUUGGGCGGUCUGCUCAUCACGUUAACCAGCGGUGCGACCUCAGUGUGCGGCUCCUCUCUCCUGACCAACACACGAGGCCUCACCGCGGCGCACUGCUGGUGGGACGGGCAAAACCAGGCGCGCCAGUUCACCGUCGUUCUCGGCUCCCUGAUGCUGUUCUCUGGCGGCACCCGGGUGGUGACCUCGUCUGUGGUGCUCCACUCCAGCUACAACACCAAUAACCUUAACAACGAUGUGGCUAUCAUUAAUCUGCCCUGGAUAAACUAUAACAACAAUGUCCAGCCGGUCAGUCUGCCAGUUAACCAGGUGAACAACAACUUCGCGGGGACCGCAGCCUGGGCAGCUGGCUACGGACGCAGGUGGGACUCUCAGCAGAUCGUGAACGGCCAAUACCUGAGCCACGUGCAGCUGACUGUCAUCACCAAUGCGGUGUGCGCGAACACUUACGGCACCAGCACGGUGGUGGGCUCCACGCUGUGCACCAGCGGUACCGCACUGCAGGGCACCUGCCAGGGCGACUCCGGCGGCCCACUCUGGCUGUGGAAUAACAACCAACGUGUCCUAAUCGGUGUGACGUCAUUUGUGGCCGCCCGCGGCUGCCAGUCCGGUCUACCAGCAGGGUUCGCACGCGUCACCUCCUUCAUAUCUUGGAUCCAGGCUCGACUCUGAACGCCGAUACUUAACGGACCUGAUAGCAACUGUUUAUGCAGUGAACAGCUUUAUUAAUUGGAAUGUCUGAUCCCUAUAACCUGGAGCCCUGAAUUGUUACUAACUAGCCGCUCAGUUAUUAGCAACAUGUUGUCAGAGUGACCUCCACGCGGUUCAUCCUUGGUAUUAACUUAGGCAUUUACUGGGUACAGAGGAAUAACACUUGAGUACUCAGGAAUGGCAACGCAUGGGGGGUAUCAUGGGCGAAACAGUAUACUCUGUUUUGUCCAUGGUACUGCUCAUACCUAUAGGCGACGGUUAUCACUUUCCAUCAGGUGGGCCGUCAGCUUGUUUGCCAUUCUAAGUUGUAUAAAAAAAAGGCAAUUCACAAUGUGCCAACUGACCUGACGUCAUCUCACUCAUCAUUGUUCACUGGUACCCCAGGCUAGCAUAUACCGAUAGUGCAGGCCAGGUUACCAUUCCAUUAUCAUCCAUUAAUUAAAAAAGCCUGGGAUAUAAUAUGAUAUCCGUAUAAUAUAGCUGUUUUCUAUAUAAUCAGUUCCAAAUCAUCUCUGAUGAAGAUUACCUGCUGUUAUUUUUGAUAAUUUUAAUAAAUAUUUUCAAUUAAA
This is a messenger RNA of Galleria mellonella (greater wax moth), 1529 nucleotides long. RefSeq names its product collagenase-like. Gene Ontology annotation, molecular function: serine-type endopeptidase activity. Gene Ontology annotation, biological process: proteolysis. The transcript is spliced from 5 exons. The record is from RefSeq and is a predicted model, not a curated record. NCBI's taxonomy places the organism in Eukaryota, Metazoa, Arthropoda, Insecta, Lepidoptera, Pyralidae. The coding region runs from base 16 to 921 and encodes 301 amino acids.